AUGGGACAGGGGACCCCAGUGGUCCUGAGCCAGGAUAUUCUUGAACAGUCAAGGCCAAAUUCCAGUUGCAGCAACAGGUUUUGGCUCUCAGGGCCUAGCCCCGCUCCCCAGCUGUCACAGCUCAAACAGAAGCGGCAAGAAGUACCCAUAAUGUUCCCCAUAGGCUACGCUGACGAACAUACUCUGCACUGGAAUUCCUGCCUGGAAGCAGGAGGAUGA
Messenger RNA from Rangifer tarandus platyrhynchus (Svalbard reindeer), 219 nucleotides. Lineage: Eukaryota; Metazoa; Chordata; Mammalia; Artiodactyla; Cervidae. The record is from the annotation of a GenBank genome assembly.